Molecule: messenger RNA, 1835 nt
Organism: Daucus carota subsp. sativus
Lineage: Eukaryota; Viridiplantae; Streptophyta; Magnoliopsida; Apiales; Apiaceae
Product: putative F-box protein At3g44060
Exons: 4
Coding region: 60-1835 (591 amino acids)
Molecular function (GO): protein binding
Source: RefSeq, a predicted model, not a curated record
UCUAAAGGGGGUUAGGGAUUGCAAAAGAAACAAACAAUCUAUCUUAGUAGUAGAUGUGAAUGGGUUCUCAAGUGAAGAAGAAAUUGAGAAUUUACGGAGAUGAAGAAGAUAAAAUCAGUAGUUUGCCGGACGAGCUUAUUCAUCACAUUCUUUCAUUUACCGAUGCUAAAGAAGCAGUUCAAACGAGCGUCCUUUCCAAUCGAUGGAAGUCUUUAUGGAUUACUCUCCCUUUUCUUAAUUUCGGUGAGUACAGAUACUCUUCACCUAAAAACAAUACUAAGUUUAUCCGCCAUGUUCUGUCUAAACGAAACCGUCAAUCCGAUCUUUUCGAAUUGAACUUCUGUGUUUACAACAAAGGACUCCGUCGAUGUUUAAUUGCAAAUGUUGUUGAGUAUGCAAUCUCCCACAAUGUGCAAUCCCUGGAUUUUGGUUUAUUGUAUAAACAUCAACCGUUUAAGCUAUCUACCUUUAAUUCUAAUUCACUGAAAAAACUUACAUUACGAGUCAGACUUGAAGAAUUUGCUAUGGAAUUGGGUUGCUGGGAUUUACCUUGCCUAACAACUCUCUUCUUGAAAUACCCAGAUUUUGAUUUGACUAAAGGUAACCAAAUUUCAGAUUCAUGGUUUACAUGCUUGCCUUCCUUGAGAGAUCUGGGUCUUGAAAAUUGGGACUUGUCAAUAUCAUCUUUCUCUUUCAGUAUCCCCGAUUUAACAACCCUCCGCUUGUCCAACUGCAUAUUGCCUAAAAUGGUGUUGGAUCUCCCAUCUUUAAUUACUCUAGAUCUGCACAAUGUAAAUCUUCCAUAUGAUAUGAGUGACAUGAUCUCGACACUUAUCAGUCUACAAAAUCUUACCAUAUCUUCACCAUUUACACAAGACCAUGUCAUAUCUUGUCCUCGUCCUUUGUUGAACUUGAAUAUUAGGACCAGCUCCAGCCGCUAUGAUAGUGGUUCUGGUUACAUUAUAGUUUUUGCACCAAAAAUCUGCAAUUUCACUUCUUAUGGUAUCUUUGCAACAACAUUUGGAGUACCUGAGCUGGAGACUGUAAAUAUAAGGUUACAGGGUUGGUUUCAGGGCCUGCAAUCCUCAAAGGAAGAAAUUUAUCACCGGUUAACGAAUAUGUUUCCAGGACUUGGUAAUGCAAAAACUCUUACUUUUGACUUGGAGAGCAUUAAGGCACUGAAUGAGAUUUCCAGCCUUCUUGUAUGGCUUCCAUCUCCGUUCUAUAACAUGAAGUAUAUAAAGGUUCCAAAGACAUAUAAAAAAUCAAAUAUGUCUGGUGCUCUUAGGAACUACUUACUUGGUGGUUCACCAAGAUCAACCAUAGUCACAACAUUGCCUCAGGUAUGUGGAAUAGAAACGAUAGACAAAGAUGACAGAAAAGCAAAUGAAGAAGGAGAUAAUGCAUUACAGGAUAUAAAGUUCAAGAUAGAAUGGUUAGCACAUGAGCGAACACCCUUUCGAAUGGCAAUAAGAAGAUUAAAGAGAAAGAACAGGAAAGUGAUGGAAUCAGAUUCGACUCCUGCAGACACUUUUUUGGAUGAUUUGACUACAAAGAUCAGGGGAGAACUUGUAGCUGAAUUGGAAGAAAAGGUUUCCAAAAAAGUCCAAGAUAACUUGUCCAUGAUCCUCAAAAAGAUAGCAGAGGCUAAUCCCGGUCUUAAUAUGGACAUCGGAAGAGUUGCUGCUAUUAUUGCAAGCGAGGAUGAUGAAAAUGGUACACCAUUCAGUGCCAAGACUGCCGGGACUGCCGGGACUUCCGGGACUGCCGGGAUUUCCGGGACUGCCGGGAUUUCCGGGACUGCCGGGACUUCCGGGACUGCCGGGACUUCUUAG